Lepisosteus oculatus (spotted gar) is the source of this 4094-nucleotide messenger RNA. It is a transcript of the gene exoc1, whose product is annotated as exocyst complex component 1. NCBI's taxonomy places the organism in Eukaryota, Metazoa, Chordata, Actinopteri, Semionotiformes, Lepisosteidae. Gene Ontology annotation, molecular function: phosphatidylinositol-4,5-bisphosphate binding. The record is from RefSeq and is a predicted model, not a curated record. Gene Ontology annotation, biological process: exocytosis; Golgi to plasma membrane transport. Gene Ontology annotation, cellular component: exocyst; plasma membrane.
GAAACAGGAAACUCAGCUGGGCUGGGGCAGCUUGCUAGCUAGCUCUGCGUUUGGAAACAGCUCAUGACAGGAAAGCGGCUCGUAUUGUUGUGUUUGUAUGGAUAAACAAAGCGACUAAGGGCAAGAUAUUGUCAUUCCAGAUACACAUUGUUUUAUUAAGAACCUGCAAAAGUGCUGAAUAAACAACACAAACAAACGUGCAGCAGUGGUUUGAACGGGUGCUCUGGCACGGAGCCCUGCCCCUCUCCCUGCCCUCGCGUGCCCGGCAGUAAGUACGGCGUGUGCCUGCAGCAGGAGGGAUGACGGCCAUCAAGCACGCCCUGCAGAGGGACAUCUUCACGCCCAGCGACGAGCGGCUCCUCAGCAUUGUCAACGUGUGCAAGGCCGGGAAGAAGAAGAAGAACUGCUUCCUGUGCGCCACAGUGACCACCGAGCGCCCCGUGCAUGUGCAGGUGGUGAAGGUGAAGAAGUCGGACAAGGGCGACUUCAAGAGACAGACCGCCUGGGAGCUCAGCAACCUGGCCAUCGUAGACGCGAAAGAUGCCAACAAGGAAAACCCCGAAUUCGACCUGCACUUUGAGAAGGCGUACAAGUGGGUGGCCAGCAGCACGGCGGAGAAGAACUCGUUCAUCUCCUGCAUCUGGAAGUUAAACCAGAGGUACCUGAGGAAGAAAAUCGAUUUUGUUAACGUCAGCUCCCAGCUGCUGGAAGAGCUUCCUAAAGCUGAAGAGUCUGUCCCCAGCGGGGAGAACCAGAGUGUUGCCGGGGGCGAUGAGGAUGCUCUGGACGACUAUCAAGAGCUGAGCACCCGGGAGGAGCAGGACAUCGAAAUAAUGAUGGAGGGCUGCGAGUACGCCAUCUCCAACGCCGAGGCCUUCGCCGAGAAACUGUCCAGAGAGCUGCAGGUGCUCGACGGGGCGAACAUUCAGUCCAUCAUGGCUUCGGAGAAGCAGGUCAACACCCUGAUGCAGCUGCUGGACGAGGCCCUGAGGGAGGUGGACACCAUCGAGGGCAAGCUCAGCAGCUACGAGGAGAUGCUGCAGAGCGUAAAGGAGCAGAUGGACCAGAUCUCGCAGAGCAACCACCUCAUACAGCUCAGCAACACCAACAACGUGCAGCUCCUGGAGGAGAUCGAGUUCCUGGUGAACUACAUGGACCUGUCGAAGGGGCACAUCAAGGCGCUGCAGGAGGGGGACCUGUCCGCCUCCAAGGGCAUCGAGGCCUGCACCAACGCCGCAGAGGCACUCCUGCAGUGCCUGAGCGUCGCGCUCAGACCAGGACACGACAGACUUCACGCCGUGAAGCAGCAGCAGCACCUGUUUAGUGAAUUGAGGGAUCAGUUUGCAAGGAGACUCACCAACCACCUCAACAACGUGUUCGUUCACCAGGGUCAUGACCAGAGCUCCACCUUGGCCCAGCACUCGGCGGAGCUCACCCUGCCCAAGCACAGCCCACUGCACCGCGACCUGCUGCGCUACGCUAAGCUAAUGGAGUGGCUGAAGAUCACCCAGGACGAGAAACAUGGGGGCUUGACGGCGAAUUACGUUGAUUACAUUUCAAGAUUGUAUGAACGCGAAAUUAAAGAUUUCUUUGAAGUUGCCAAGAUUAAAAUGGCGAGCACAACCAAAGAGGGGAAGAAAUUCGCCACGCUGCCUCGAAAAGAGAGUGCUGUCAAACAGGAGACGGAGAGCCUCCACGGCAGCGCGGGGAAGCUGACCGGCUCCACCUCGAGCCUCAACAAGCUGACCGUCCAGGGCUCCGGCAGCCGCAGGUCCCAGUCCUCCUCCCUGCUGGACAUGGGCAACAUGUCGGCCUCCGACCUUGACGUGGCAGACAGGACGAAGUUCGACAAGAUCUUUGAGCAGGUCCUGAGUGAGCUGGAGCCUCUCUGCCUGGCCGAGCAGGACUUCAUUAUUAAAUUCUUCAAACUGCACCAGCAGCCCGCCCUGGCAGGGUCAGCUGGCGACGCCGUCGAGAUGGACGGCUCCGCUCACUCCAGGUUUUCUUCCGCGGGGGGCGACAGGCAGCAGCCGGCGGCGUCUGAGAAGGACUCGGUGCGAUUCAUGAUGAACAGGAUCUUCCUCUGCAUCGAGGUGGAGCUGAACAACCUGAUCGCUCUUGGGGACAAGAUCGACAGCUUCAACUCCCUGUACAUGCUGGUGAAGAUGAGCCACCACGUGUGGACGGCGGAGAACGUGGACCCCGCCUCGUACCUGAGCACCACGCUCGGCAACGUCCUGGUGACCGUCAAGAGGAAUUUCGACAAGUGCAUUUCGAAUCAGAUCCGGCAGAUGGAGGAAGUCAAGAUCUCGAAGAAGAGCAAAGUCGGUAUCCUGCCCUUCGUCACCGGGUUCGAGGAGUUCGCGGAGCUGGCGGAAACCAUCUUCCGGAACGCCGAGCGCAGGGGAGACCUGGAUAAAGCGUACACCAAGCUCAUCAGAGCGGUCUACAUGAAUGUCGAGAAGGUGGCCAACGAGAGCCAGAAGACGCCCAGGGAUGUCGUCAUGAUGGAGAAUUUCCAUCGGAUCUUCUCCACGCUGUCGCGCCUCAAGAUCUCCUGCCUGGAAGCAGAGAGGAAGGAAGCCAAACACAAGUAUACGGAUCACCUGCAGUCCUACGUCAUUUACUCCCUGGGCCAGCCGCUGGAGAAACUGAACCACUUUUUUGAGGGGAUCGAGGCUCGGGUGGCCCAGGGGAUCAGGGAGGAGGAGGUGAGCUACCAGCUGGCCUUCAACAAGCAGGAGCUGCGCAAGGUCAUCAAGGAGUACCCUGGGAAGGAGGUGAAGAAGGGGCUGGACAACCUCUACAAGAAGGUGGACAAGCACCUCUGUGAGGAGGAGAACCUGCUGCAGGUCGUGUGGCACUCCAUGCAGGACGAGUUCAUCCGCCAGUACAAGCACUUUGUCGGUCUGAUCGGCCGCUGCUACCCUGGCGCGGGGAUCACAAUGGACUUCACCAUCCAGGACAUCCUGGAGUACUUCUCCAGCAUCGCGCAGUCUCACUGAGCCCGGCCCGGCCGGCGUCAGACACUCCUUCAGCGACGCGGAGGCUGUAUCCUUGUACUCCGCAGCUGAGGGAGGCGCAGGAGAAAAACCCGUGCCUGGAGAACAGAAACCGGAGACAGGCACUUAAUAUAGAAGCAGCGAUUGCCACGUGAUCUUGGUUUCCUUUAGGUUAUUUUGCAUUUCAACGCUGGUUAUGACUUUAAGGAUGUUUUUUGUGUGUGUGCGUGCUCCUCCUGAGAAGUAAGUAACGCGUUUGGAGUUGGGUGAAGUAAAAUGCUCCCGCUGUUAAGAUUGAAAAAUGGGACCCUACCGACAGCCUGUCAAGUUAAGCAUGAUUGUGGGUUCGUCUGAAGCAUUACAUUUGCCCCAGAUGUUGAGUUUGAGUUUGUUACGAACACUAUCAAUACACUAUUAAUGUAUCUUUCUGUUAACCACUAAUCUUUACAGACUGAGGAAUGAAAAAUCGUUCAGGUCUCUCUGAAAGCAUUAAGAAACACAUUGAUAGAUGAUAGAUGUCAAUGUUUUACUACAGUAAAAAUGAGAUUCCUGAAAGGUUACAAAAUCAAAUCUUCUAUAUUAAGCAGAAUUAGAGAGUAGUUAAACUGUGGAUACAGAAUCAUUUGGACAGAGUAGCACCUAAAUUUUGUUUAAGAGAUUACUGAUCCAUUUUUGGUUUUAUUGUGCUCAAGAAGAUACACUUUGUAUCUAUGCCUGGGCUGUUGAACCUGUAGAAUUUUUUUUUUAAAUAUGUUCCCACCAUAUGUAGUAAUAUAUUUUUAAAUGCAAAGAAAAUUGUCACCCAAUCAUGUUUUCUAAGAACCUUCACUAUCUUUGGAGGGUAUUCUCUAACACGGACAUUAAUCAAGGAAAAUAAUACUCAGAUAUUACACCCUGACCACAGAUCUUGGGUCUCUGGUGCUCAUAAUCACUGUGAGGGUGAAACAAGCACUCUGAACCUACUGUUUCUCUAAUAUUUAUUUUUUUUAAUUUGGUGCAUCUAUUUCAUAACACACUACCACAGCAAUUUUCAGCAGAGCUCUUUUGUAUGUGAAAGUAACACAUAUUGAAUAAAUCGUGUCUACUGCUUGG